Molecule: messenger RNA, 772 nt
Organism: Amorphotheca resinae ATCC 22711
Lineage: Eukaryota; Fungi; Ascomycota; Leotiomycetes; Helotiales; Amorphothecaceae
Exons: 1
Coding region: 98-655 (185 amino acids)
Source: RefSeq, a predicted model, not a curated record
GCAUAACGCGAAACAUCAGGGGUCGACGAGAUCGCAGAUAUGGACUUCGGAGCUGGGAUGGAUUCCUAAGAAGAUAUAGCAGAGCAAGACGAUGUGAAUGAAGCGUGAAAGAGCCGCGGAGGGGGUUGGUGGGCGAACGAGGACCGCGGGACGUCUUCGGCAAAGCACGGGUUCGCCCAUCCCUAUGAAUGAAGCAUCUCACCUCUACGGUGUUCGACCGAGGCAAGAUACCACGGUGCUGCCAUCGUUAAGGAGAUGGGCAUGUAGAGAGAGGAUAGCUGUGGCAUACUCAAUCUCUACAUUCUCCUCAUUUCCUUUCUUACUUGUUAUUUGUUAUUUUGCCGUCUUUGGUCGGAAGUCGGCGGAACUUGGAGCCCGCAGGCACCAGGUGCUUGCAUACCAUCAAUCUUGCCUUGCCGUACAUACAAGAGAUCAACCGUCUCAACUCUCUGAUUAUCAAGAGACCAUUCCUCUCCUCUUCUCUUCCUCCUCCCAACCACUGUCCCGCUCUCAGCGCUCUAUCUUUUUUCCCUUUCUCUCUAUCCUUUCUCUCUAUCAUUCUCUCUUCUCUCUCUUCUGCCGACAAGCAAUUGCCACAUCGGCAACAUCAUCAUCGGCCCGCCCCUCGAAUGUUUCGGAUGAAGGAGCUGCCUAAGUCCGCCCCUCCCUAAACCCAAGAACAUUCAACAUCCUCCCAUGGUUGUCGAGAGGUGGUCUCACUGCCUCUCACGAUCUUCACGCCUUCAAAUUGUUUCGCUCAUCUAGCCUGCCG